Molecule: messenger RNA, 978 nt
Organism: Stereum hirsutum FP-91666 SS1
Lineage: Eukaryota; Fungi; Basidiomycota; Agaricomycetes; Russulales; Stereaceae
Exons: 3
Coding region: 1-978 (325 amino acids)
Biological process (GO): rRNA base methylation
Cellular component (GO): cytoplasm
Molecular function (GO): rRNA (uridine-N3-)-methyltransferase activity
Source: RefSeq, a predicted model, not a curated record
AUGGCCAAAUCGAAAAAACCCACUCUCAAGUCUACGCUUUCCUCCCAACAAAUCCGACUCAAGAAAAGACAGGAUGCUAAGCAGUCAGCUGAGCAACAGACUGUCAAAAAGGCCGUUAGUACCGGCAAAGGAAAGACGAAGGCCACACCACAGACUCUUCGUCCGACUAUCCCAUUCCGUGCCACCGACAAGGUCUUGCUGAUAGGAGAGGGGAACUUCUCUUUCGCACGAGCUAUGAUUUACGAUGCACCUUCUGGCUUGGAACACUUUCCUCCUCAGAAUUUGACCGCUACCGCAUACGACUCCGAAGAAGAGUGCGUGGCGAAGUACCCUGAAUCCGCGGAGUGCAUUCAAGCAUUGCGAGAAAAGGGGGCGGAGGUUUUGUUUAGGGUGGAUGCGACAAAGCUUGAGAAGGUUUCUGCACUGAAAGGGAGACGUUUUGACAAGAUAGUCUGGAAUUUUCCUCAUGCUGGAAAGGGUAUCACUGAUCAGGACCGCAACGUACUCUCGAACCAGAUUAUGGUUCUUGGGUUCCUACGCUCAGCACCAAACUUCCUUGCACACGGUCCCCCGCCAAAAGCUAUGCAUAGUCGAAAACGCAAGAGGAUGCAAGAGGAUGUCGACGAUGACAAGAGUGCAGAAGGAAGUGGUGAUGAAGGAGAUGAUGAGGAUGCUACAGGGUGUAGAGGCAGCAUUCUCAUUACGCUCCGGAAUGUUCCUCCUUACACAACUUGGUCCGUUCGUAUUCCAUCACAGGAUGUCCCUAAGCUGGCCAAGAAUCCUCCACCCCCUCAGGCCAUAAACGACAAGCCAAACCCGUAUUACACACUACUACGUUCGUUCCAAUUCCAUCGAAGUAUAUGGAAAGGGUACGAACAUAGGAUGACCAAGGGAGAAAGAGCGCAUGGAACCGGAAAGACUGGGGAGGGUGGAGAAGACAGGACCUGGGAGUUCCAUAUUCGAGCCAAGACUCAAUGA